AAAACAAUUAAGCAUCAGUUUUUUUUCUGGUCAGCUUGUAAAAACUUCAAUCCCAUGAUUCCUUGCGCGGUGUAUCCGUCACCCCCGCUACGCUCUGCACCCCUCUAUGCUUUGACAUCAGCUGUUCUGCCCACAGAACAGUGGCAUCCUGCCGGAGGAGACGGAAAGGCGCAGAUCCGCGGCACAAUGCUGCUUUUAUUAAUUAUCGCGGGCCUCGGAGUGGUGACGUUACUGGUGAUUUUAUUUGCGCCACAUAUCCGAAAGUAUGCGGCAGGAGGAGUGUGCAUGUCCACAGCUCGCCUGGACGGGAAGACAGUCCUCAUCACUGGGGCCAACACAGGGAUUGGGAAGGAGACAGUGCGGGACUUGGCAAUCAGAGGGGCCCGGGUCAUCAUGGCGUGUCGAGACGUGGAAAAGGGCGAGGAGGCUGCGGCCAGUAUACGAGCUGCGUACUCCAAAGCAGACGUGGAGGUUCGAGAGCUGGACUUGGCAGAUACCUGCUCCAUACGUGCCUUCGCACAGAAAUUCCUGAGAGAGGUCACCCAUCUUCAUAUCCUCAUCAACAACGCCGGGGUGAUGAUGUGCCCUUACACAAAAACCAUUGAUGGCUUCGAGAUGCACAUAGGAGUCAAUCACUUGGGUCACUUCCUGUUGACAUCCCUCCUUAUCGGGCUGCUGAAACGCAGCGCGCCGGCCCGGAUCAUCGUGGUCUCCUCUCUGGCGCACAACUUCGGCUGGGUCCGUUUCCACGACCUUCACAGCCAAGGCAGCUACAACAGCGGAUUAGCAUACUGCCAAAGCAAACUGGCAAAUGUGCUCUUUGCCAGAGAGCUGGCCCGCAGACUCAAAGGCACCAAUGUGACGGUGAACUCAGUCCAUCCGGGGACGGUGAACUCUGACCUGACCAGACACUCGACUCUCAUGACGAUAUUCAUGACGGUCUUCUCCAUGUUCGUAAAAACCCCCCGGGAAGGAGCCCAGACCAGCAUCUACUGUGCUGCAGCGGAGGAGCUGCACUCUGUCUCCGGGAAACACUUCAGUGACUGCGCCCCUGCCUUUGUGGCCCCACAGGGACGGAGCGAGGAGACGGCGAGGAGGCUGUGGGACGUCAGCUGUGAGCUUCUUGGUAUCGAGUGGGACUGAUUUAACUUGUAACCAUCAUCUAUCUCAGUUCUCCGAGGAGUCCUUAUCCUUUCUGUUAUCAUUAUUUCGUUUAUUUCAUUAUGGUUUUGAUGUUCUGUACUUUGAAAGAUUCUUACCUAAUAGGCAGUCAGGUAAUUAUAUAAGAGGUACUAUAAUGUGAAGUUGCUUCUAUUUUUUUUUUUUUGUGAAAUAAUGCAGUAAUUACAUUAUAAUAAUUCAAGUCUUUUGAUGCUCUACGACGGCUCCACGAAACGAAAGCGCUCAGCUGUUUUAUCAUGUAACAGACUUUCUGACCCUGUAUUUCUGUGACACAAUGUGACGACAGUGUGGGCAAAAAACAAAAAGCAACUUGAUGUAUUGUUAUGCUGUAGGAUACUGUGAAGGGUCAAGCCAGGGUAAAAGACCAGCACCUAUCCAAUAUUGUGUUUUCUGAUCGCACCAGACUUUGCAGCUGAACUGCUUGACUUUUGUGCCAGCAUUUCUAAACAAUUGCAGGGUUUCUUACAGUUUCCAGGUUGAUUUAAUGAGUAAACUACUGAAGAUCAGUCUGAGCCACGAUUAUCGCCUGAAUUGCAUAAAUGUAUUUUCUGAUAACUGUAGAACAUGUAGGUUUUGAGAAAAAGUUUUUUCUAUUUUAACCAAAUCAGAGUUAGACUCGUGUCACUGCAGAACAUGCAGAGAGAUUUUUUUUUUCCUCCAUUUGCAUUGCCAAAAACUGCACAUUCCUGGAGGAACUACAGUUUUGCAUUUCUAAGGAUUUCCCCGACUCAUGUUUCCUUCUCAGCAUUCACAAGCAACGUUGCCAAGAGUUUACAUUCUGUUUUAUACAAGCGAAACAUGCCUUUUACUACACUUACAUUCAUGUUAAGAGUUGAAUGUUUACAUAUGAUGUAAAUAAACGGAAAUAUUACUAUAAAAAAA
Molecule: messenger RNA, 2064 nt
Organism: Seriola aureovittata
Lineage: Eukaryota; Metazoa; Chordata; Actinopteri; Carangiformes; Carangidae
Gene: rdh12
Product: retinol dehydrogenase 12
Exons: 7
Coding region: 55-1143 (362 amino acids)
Source: RefSeq, a predicted model, not a curated record